AUGGUGGAACGUGAUGAGUACAAGACAGCCUACGCAGAGACGCAGUUACUUUCUCGUGAUUCCACUGUGGAGAGUAUUAGGUCAUCAGGCAAGUCUGAAAAAAUGCCUGAUUCUCAACUCCUCACUGAUAGCAAGGAGCCCAAGUUUAAGGACUGGGUGAUCGACAUGAAAGGGAAGUUUAUGGUUAACGCAAACCGGUUUGGUGAUGAUCAGAUAAAUCGAGGUCACCUUGUUUCCCGAACUAGAGGUCUUGCCCGACAGCAGCUGAGAGCCAGACCGCGUGAAGAUGCUACCGACCUCUACACUAGUUUUGAACAGAUGUUCAAGACCCUCACUACUGCAUUCCAGAACCAUCACCGACGUAUGGAGGCCGAUGCUGAACUCUAG
Molecule: messenger RNA, 387 nt
Organism: Aspergillus ruber CBS 135680
Lineage: Eukaryota; Fungi; Ascomycota; Eurotiomycetes; Eurotiales; Aspergillaceae
Exons: 1
Coding region: 1-387 (128 amino acids)
Source: RefSeq, a predicted model, not a curated record